This is a messenger RNA of Neohortaea acidophila, 1554 nucleotides long. RefSeq names its product GDP dissociation inhibitor. The record is from RefSeq and is a predicted model, not a curated record. Gene Ontology annotation, biological process: protein geranylgeranylation; small GTPase-mediated signal transduction; vesicle-mediated transport. Gene Ontology annotation, molecular function: GDP-dissociation inhibitor activity. The coding region runs from base 1 to 1554 and encodes 517 amino acids. The transcript is spliced from 3 exons. Lineage: Eukaryota; Fungi; Ascomycota; Dothideomycetes; Mycosphaerellales; Teratosphaeriaceae. Gene Ontology annotation, cellular component: cytoplasm; Rab-protein geranylgeranyltransferase complex; nucleus.
AUGGAGACACUUGAUAGGACAGAAUGGGAUGUCGUGAUUGUAGGCACUGGCCUUGCACAAUCGCUCUUGGCCCUAUCUCUCUCGCGCUCGGGGAAACGGGUCCUCCACCUUGAUGCCAAUGACUACUAUGGCGGCGAAGAAGCGGCAUUCAGUCUGGAUGAAGCGCGGGCGUGGGCUGCUAAGCAUGCUGCCGUAGAUGUCUCAUCUUCCACCCACAGCCAUGCGGCGAUCACCACCAAGCAAGACGAUCCAACGCCAGGCGAAGGCGGAGACAGACCGCGACUAGCCUCCUCGCGCGCUUACUCCCUCACCCUCUCUCCGCACCUCAUCUACGCCCGCUCCGACCUCGUCUCCACCGUGGUGUCCUCCCAAAUCCACAACCAGCUCGACUUCCAAGCCGUCGGAUCUUGGUUCGUGCUACACCCACGACCACCCGCUUUCUCCAUCACUCGACUCAGCCGUGUACCCAGCGGAAGGGAGGACGUCUUCUCCGACACUGCCCUCGAUCUGCGUGCAAAGCGUUCGCUGAUGAAGUUUUUGCGGUUCGUCGGCCAUUACGAAGAGCAAGGAGAUGUGUGGGAAGCGGAGAAAGAGACGCCGUUUCCGACGUUCCUCGAGCAGAAGUUUGCCCUGCCGCCAUCCUCGCAUGCUCCGAUUCUCGCUCUGACACUGAGUCAAAAGCCGGGAUCAAGUACAUCCACAGCCGUUGCUCUUCCGAGGAUAGCUCGACACCUUCGGAGUCUGGGGGUGUUUGGGCCUGGCUUUAGUGCUGUCUUGCCGAAGUGGGGAGGGCUGGCAGAGAUUGUACAGGUGGCUUGUCGAGCGUGCGCUGUGGGAGGCGGUGUGUAUGUGCUCAACAAGGGCAUUCGAUCCGUUGAGAAGGAGCGACGGGACGAAGAGCCCAGUGCACAUAUACAGCUUGACGGUGGCGAGAACGUUUCGACAAGAUGGCUGGUGGGCCUUGACAAUGAUCUACGGGCAGUCCUCCAGGGCCGUCCUGCACGAGCGGACGAGACUGUCGCAACAUCGCGGAGCAUAUCUAUCGUCUCUUCGCCUCUGGCAUCGCUCUUCCCGCGGACAUCCGAGGGUGGCCCAAUUCCCGCCGGGGCUGUCAUAUCGGUUCCAUCUGCGAAUGCAGACGAGCCACCGGUGUUUGUGCUCGCGCACACCUCAGAGGCAGGCGAAUGCCCAAUGAACCAAAGUGUGCUGUAUGCGAGUGUCGCUCUUCCCGCAGAGCAAGGCCAUGAGCGUCUUCGACAGGCUGUCACAGUCCUUCUGGAUAACGUGACCGAACGUGACCCGCAGGAGGGACAAGUAAAGCCGGAGGUGUUGUGGGAGAUGGCAUACCAACAGACGACUCCGGUAUCAGGAGACGUCCAAAUCGGCGACGAUGGAGUGAUCACACUGCCCGCAAUGGCUCAAGACUUGGUGUUUGACGACGGCGUGCUCGGUGGCGUGAAGCAGGCUUGGCAGUGCAUUACCGGCGAAGGCCCAGAUGUCUUCAUGCAAUUUGAUGCGCGCGAGGGAGUUGGCGAUGAUGAGUUGAAUGAUUGA